AUGGCCUCUCUCGACACAUUGAGUGCCGCUUACUCCAAGCAUCAAUCCACCCUUCAAUCUCUCAUCGAAGCCAGGCAACGCCUGGACUCUCAGCUGUCCGAGAACCUUCAAGUCGAAAAGGACUUGCCCUCUUCCAACGCCAAUCCCGAAGAGGAGGUGGUAUACAAGCUUGUGGGAGGGGUCUUGUUGAAGCAGGAGAUCCAAGAGGCCAAAGCAGAUGUAGGGAGGAGACUUGAGUUUAUACGUGGGGAAAUCAAGAGGGUUGAGGGUCAGAUCGGCGAGAGUGCAAAGGAAGGAGAGAAGGUCAGGGGCGAGGUGAGUGCAAGAGCGCGGGAUGGCAAGGAGCCAUAAUGAACUCAUGACGCUGAGCUCACCUACCCCAUCCCUGCGAAUGCUCGUCCCGCAGAUCCUCAAGAUUCAACAACAGGAGCAACAGCGCCAGGCUCAAGCGGGGGCUCAGGCGGCCGCGUAGGACGCAUCACGCAUC
Jaminaea rosea is the source of this 487-nucleotide messenger RNA. RefSeq names its product Prefoldin. Lineage: Eukaryota; Fungi; Basidiomycota; Exobasidiomycetes; Microstromatales. The transcript has a single exon. Gene Ontology annotation, biological process: protein folding; chaperone-mediated protein complex assembly. The coding region runs from base 1 to 351 and encodes 116 amino acids. Gene Ontology annotation, molecular function: protein-folding chaperone binding. Gene Ontology annotation, cellular component: prefoldin complex; cytoplasm. The record is from RefSeq and is a predicted model, not a curated record.